Sorex araneus (European shrew) is the source of this 2422-nucleotide messenger RNA. It is a transcript of the gene TMEM198, whose product is annotated as transmembrane protein 198. Gene Ontology annotation, biological process: positive regulation of canonical Wnt signaling pathway. The transcript has 5 exons. Lineage: Eukaryota; Metazoa; Chordata; Mammalia; Eulipotyphla; Soricidae. Gene Ontology annotation, cellular component: plasma membrane; cytoplasmic vesicle. The coding region runs from base 662 to 1747 and encodes 361 amino acids. The record is from RefSeq and is a predicted model, not a curated record.
GCUGCCUCCCCGCCGAGGUCCCCGCGCCGCGCUCCGCGCCUCCUCGGACUGCCUGGCGGGUCAGCGCGGGCGCCUGGGCUGGGGCGGCCGCGGUCCGACGUGUCACUGCGGGGGCCCCGCCUCCCCGGGGUGGGGUCUCGGCGGCCAGCUACCGGCGAGGGAGGGACCCCCGGAAGUGCCCCCUCCUCAGGGCGGGAGGGGAGGCGCCGCGGGGCGGGGUCCCCGGCCUCCCCCCGGCCUGGUUGGUGCGUCCCCGGUGACGUCGGAGGCGGCCCGCCCCUGCCGGGAUGGUGCGCCCGGAGUGACGUCAGGAGCCGAGGCCGGAGCUGUCCAUCAGCACCAAAGGCCGCGGGCGGGCUCAGGGCAUGGGGCCGCGGCUCCGGGGCAGCCUGAGCCCCUGCUCCUGCGCCUGUCCCUGCCCCAGGCCCGGCCCGAGCGCCCGGACGCCGCGGGACUGGAGCGCCGGGCGCUGCUGCAGGCGGAGCGGCGCCGUCGCCUCGCGGAGACCGGUCCCUCCGGCCCAGCAGCCCCCCGCCCCGCGCGGGGGACUUUUCUCGGACCCCCGUCAGCUGGGACCUCUGGCGCCCGGCCACCCCCGCCUCUCCGGCCCCUGCCCGGCCUCUUGUCGCUCAAGAGCUCAGGUCGCCUCCAGCCCAGCGCUAUGCCGGGCACUGUGGCCACCCUGCGGUUCCAGCUGCUGCCCCCCGAGCCAGAGGAUGACGCCUUCUGGAGUGCCCCCUGCGAACAGCCUCUGGAGCGCAGGUACCAGGCACUGCCAGCCCUCAUCUGCAUCAUGUGCUGUUUGUUUGGAGUCGUCUACUGCUUCUUCGGUUACCGCUGCUUCAAGGCGGUGCUCUUCCUCACCGGCCUGCUCUUCGGCUCCGUGAUCAUCUUCCUGCUGUGCUACCGGGAGCGGGUGCUGGAGACGCAGCUGAGCGCCGGGGCGAGCGCGGGCAUCGCGCUGGGCAUCGGGCUGCUGUGCGGGCUGGUGGCCAUGCUGGUGCGCAGCGUGGGCCUCUUCCUGGUGGGGCUGCUGCUCGGGCUGCUGCUGGCCGCAGCCGCGCUGCUGGGCUCGGCACCCUACUACCAGCCGGGCUCCGUGUGGGGCCCCCUGGGGCUGCUGCUGGGCGGCGGCCUGCUGUGCGCGCUGCUCACGCUGCGCUGGCCCCGCCCGCUCACCACGCUGGCCACGGCGGUCACCGGCGCCGCGCUCAUCGCCACCGCCGCGGACUACUUUGCCGAGCUGCUGCUGCUGGCGCGCUACGCCGUGGAGCGGCUGCGGGCGGCCCCCGUCCCCCACCUCUGCUGGCGCAGCUGGGCCCUGCUGGCCCUCUGGCCGCUGCUCAGCCUCAUGGGCGUCCUGGUGCAGUGGCGGGUCACCACCGAGCGGGACUCCCACACGGAAGUGGUCAUCAGCCGGCAGCGGCGGCGGGUGCAGCUGAUGCGGAUUCGGCAGCAGGAGGAGCGCAAGGAGAAGCGGCGGAGGAAGAGACCCCCCCGGGCCCCCUCCAGAGGCACCCGGGCUCCUCCGAGGCCGGGCCCCCCGGACCCCGCGUAUCGGCGCAGGCCAGUGCCCAUCAAACGCUUCAAUGGCGACGUCCUCUCCCCGAGCUACAUCCAGAGCUUCCGGGACCGGCAGACAGGCAGUUCCCUGAGCUCCUUCAUGGCCUCGCCCACAGAGGCGGACUACGAGUACGGGUCCCGGGGGCCGCUGACCGCGUGCUCGGGGCCGCCAGUCCGGGUAUAGCAGGCCUGGACCUCGGGGACACCAGCGCUGCCAGCUUGGGAAGGACUGCCGGGUCCCACGGUCCCUGGCUGUCCCUCUCCCUGCCCUGGUGCGGGCGGCUGGGCCACGGGGAGGGAGGACCUGCCGGGCAAGCCCCCUCCCCUGCGCCUGGAGUGUGUGUGUGUGGGGGUGGGGUGAGCUCAGGGUUAUGACUGUGUCACCUGUGUGCGCGUGUGCAUGAGGAGGGCGUCUUGGAGGGGCCAGGGGGACCCUUGCCUUAGGUUGCUAACGGGUAGGGCUUCUCCGAGGCUGGCCCCCCUCCUCUUGCACUGCUGGGGACCCCCAGGGCCCCCGCUUCUGCAUGGAAAGGCUCUGCCUUCCUCCCCCCAUCGCUCGGCCUCUCCACCAGACCCAUCGUAUCCCGGGGACAAUGGCCGCGGCCCUCGCCCCCUGGUCCCCUGGCCUCCGCAAAGCCACCCACCUGCAGGCAGCGGCAGGGGUGGAGGGGGGGACGGGAGGGGUGUGGUGGCUUCAGCUCUAGGCUGGGUUGGGGCAGGGGGCGGGUGCUGGCGGGAGCUCAAGUGCACGUGCAUGUUGGGUGUCCGUCCCGCAGGCCUGGACACCUCAUGCUUCUGUCUCCUUCCCCUCCCCCCCCCCGGGUCUGUUUUACAUCUUUUAUAAAUGUGCCAAACUGUG